ACAGACAGCAAACUCAGAUUACCAUGGAUUAUGUGAAUCAACCUGCUGCACCAACCGGAAACCAUUCUGAUAAACAAACCAAGGUGUAUCCAGGUGAAAAACUGAUCCGAGUGGUUGCUGUUAGUUUUGGACUGCUGUGUGUCCUACAAGCUCUUAUCAACAUUUCUCUGCGUCUUGUUCUGUACACCCAGACAUCAGACCUUCUGCCUGAUUGCAAAAAUGGGACAACAGAUUUAGACAAUUUCAGAAGACAGAAUGCUCAGUAUUUUCAACAAGGAUGGGCGUAUGUGCAUCCAAGUUUCUAUUACAUUUCUUCCACCACAAAAUCUUGGGAGGAAAGUCAACAGGACUGUUUGCAAAGAGGAGCAGAUCUGGUGAUUAUUAACACCAACGAAGAGCAGGACUUUACGAGACAGUUUAACAGGUUAACAUGGAUCGGACUGAGAAACAUAACAAAUCAGUGGACCUGGGUGGAUGGGACUCCUUUGACCAAAAACUACUGGGGCGAAGGAGAACCCAACAAUUUGAUACGUGUAGACGACAAAUGUGUGGAGAUAAGGUUCUUUAAAACGGAAAACAGUUGGAAUGACAUCCCAUGCACAACUUCAAACUAUUGGAUCUGUGAGAAAAAUUUGACCCAAAUAAUCAAAUGAAACCCAGGAAACAUGAAAGGUGCUGUAAAACGUUCACUUUUUCCCUUUAUCUGUUUUUUAUGCAUUUUAUGUUUUUGUUUUUAUGUAUGACUUUAUGAAUUAACGGAAAUAAGAUGAUAAAAUAUGAUAUGAAACAACAAAAUGUAUGUUUUUGUAUUGGUUUACAUUAAAAAUAUAAUUAACCAGAA
Austrofundulus limnaeus is the source of this 841-nucleotide messenger RNA. RefSeq names its product C-type lectin domain family 4 member E. The record is from RefSeq and is a predicted model, not a curated record. NCBI's taxonomy places the organism in Eukaryota, Metazoa, Chordata, Actinopteri, Cyprinodontiformes, Rivulidae. The transcript has 6 exons. Bases 24 to 653 code for a protein of 209 amino acids.